Dinoponera quadriceps is the source of this 3008-nucleotide messenger RNA. RefSeq names its product neuroendocrine convertase 1-like. Gene Ontology annotation, molecular function: serine-type endopeptidase activity. The transcript has 15 exons. NCBI's taxonomy places the organism in Eukaryota, Metazoa, Arthropoda, Insecta, Hymenoptera, Formicidae. Gene Ontology annotation, cellular component: trans-Golgi network; Golgi membrane. Gene Ontology annotation, biological process: protein processing. Bases 247 to 2340 code for a protein of 697 amino acids. The record is from RefSeq and is a predicted model, not a curated record.
GAACAUCACAGUUAAUUGCCACGCACACUGUUCGAUCACUUGUCACUCGCGAUCCAAUAGCCGGCGAAUUCCGUCGUCAUUGUCCUUCCAGUCGCGUAGACAGUACGCACGGAAGCGGGAGCAGUGUCGCGAAGAAGGCGAAGAGAAAAAGGACGAUCUUGCGGGAGUGACUGCGGUGCGGUGAAAGUAUUAAUUGCACGUUCGUCGCAAUUUCUCCGUUCCCUCCCCCGCGCGCGUAUCGCCACGAUGGUCAGAGUGUGCGUUAUUAUGCGGCUCGUUGUCGUCGUGUCUGCAUCGAAUUUCAUCGCCGACGCCGACGUGGAUCAUCGCGAGGAGUGGGUCGUCAGGGUACAAGGUGGAUCGCAAGUGGCGUCGCUAUUGGCUGCGCAGUCUGGUUACAAGCACCAUGGCCCGGUUCUCGGAUUCAAGGACACUUAUAUAUGGCUCAAGGACUCUAAUCCAAGUCAAAAGAAGAGAGGAAAUCUUCGUUUAACGAAGGCUCUUGAUGCAAAUUCCAAGAUCGUCUGGGCGGAUCAACAGAAAACCGUGAAACGACUUAAACGCGAUUACAUCUCGUUAGCCGACUUGGAGUCUGAAAAACCGUUAACGAGAGAGAAGCGUCUGCAAUUAAACGCAUACGAAGUUACAUUAAAUGGCGUUAACAGCGAGGAAGAAAAUUACGGCUCUGCCCAUAGGACAAAGAUGUUUAACGACGAGCUUUGGGAUCAGGAAUGGUAUCUGCAAGACACGAGGAUGAAUAAAGCUUUGCCGAAGCUCGAUCUAAACGUCCUACCUCUAUAUCGACUAGGGAUAACUGGUCGCGGGGUAAGAAUUGCUGUUCUCGACGACGGUUUAGAGUACAGUCACGAUGAUCUACGAAACAACUACGAUUCAGCCAUUAGUUACGACAUAAACGAGGGCGAUGACGAUCCUUUUCCAAGAUACGACGUAUCAGGGAUGAACGGUCACGGUACCAGGUGUGCCGGCGAAAUAGCAAUGGAGGCCAACAACCGGAAGUGCGGAGUCGGUAUCGCCUUCGAGGCGUCCAUCGGGGGCAUCAAGCUCCUCGACGGCCUGGUGAACGAUCGUGUGGAAGGCGAGGCCCUGGGGUACAAACCGGGGCUCGUCGACAUCUACACGGCUUCCUGGGGACCGGCGGAUGAUGGAAAAAGUUUGGAGGCACCCGGUAGACUCGCCAUCGAAGCACUCGAGCGUGGUGUAAGGGAGGGUCGUAAUGGUAAAGGUAACAUUUACGUGUGGGCUUCUGGAAACGGCGGUUCCAAAUCGGACGACUGUGCAUGCGACGGAUACGUCGGGAGUGUAUACACCGUGGCUGUUGGAUCGGCCAGUCAAACUGGAAGGUUUCCUUGGUACGGGGAAAGGUGUCCUGCCACGCUCGCCACGACGUACAGCAGCGGCGCUUAUCACGAUCAGAUGAUAGCAACAACGGACCUAAAAAACACUUGUACGACCAGGCAUACGGGUACUUCAGCUUCAGCCCCAUUAGCCGCCGGGAUACUGGCUCUCGCGCUGCAAGUAAACGACGACUUGACAUGGAGGGAUAUUCAGCAUCUGGUGGCCUGGUCAUCGGAGUAUAGUCCUCUCAGGGGAAACUCGGGAUGGUUUAAGAACGCCGCUGGAUUUUGGUUCAACUCGCGUUUCGGCUUUGGACUUAUGAACGCGUACGCGUUAGUAAUGGCAAGUAGUAACUGGACGACGGUGCCGGAGAAGACUAUUUGCAAAGUGGAUAACGUGUAUACCACCGAUAUCAGACUGGUUUAUGGAAAUUCGAAGAAACUCCAAUUCGACGUCGGCGACGUUUGCCGGACAUCGGGAAGCGAGAUAAUCUUCCUGGAGCACGUGGAGAUCGAGGCGAAUCUCGAAUACUCUCGUCGCGGGGCGUUGCAGAUGCAUCUCGCCGCACCCUCGGGGACCUCAAUCCAGAUCUUGAGUCCAAGAAAGCUGGAUAAUUCCGACGCUGGUUUUGCGAAGUGGAAAUUCAUGUCCGUCGCGACGUGGGGUGAAGAUCCCCGAGGAACGUGGACCUUGGACAUAUUUGACGAAAUAGGUCCGGUGCAGAAUAACGGCACCAUUGGGGCAUUUACGCUGAUUUUACACGGCACCGCGCAAAGACCCGAUUAUCGUAGAAAAGGCCCGAGAAUUUACAACGAGGACUACAAUCGCAUACGUAAAACCUACGGCGUGAUCGAGCCGAUUGCAACAAAUUCCGCGCGGGAUGAAUACGAACAAAGCAUGAACAAACAAUCGUCGACGAUUAAUAACGUUUUGGAGGAAUAUUGGUUGCAGAAGCUACUGAAACUACGAUAUCUAAUAUUCUAGUCGUGUUGUUAAAUUAAUGAACGCACAAUUCGGACAAUUACUGUGAUUAUUACAGCGAUAGAAAAUAUAGCGCGAAACACUAUUAUUAAACGAUCGCGUUGCUGUCUGUUAAAAAAACUGCUCCGAGUGAUGAUCUUCAAUUAAAAUGAUUUCGUCCGUCGCCAAAUCUAAAUAUUUAGCUUGCGUCCGUCGACGGGUAACAGAGUCGAGAAGAAAAACUGGCCGAAACAAAAUACGCGCAAACCAUUCCACAAACAUGCGAGACGAUCGAUGCUGUUUAUGUAGUUUACAUUUGCGUUACUGUAAAGUUUCGCUUAGUGAUCGAAAAACCAACGAGACACGGUCAACGUCGGUAAUAACCUCGAGCAGAAAUUUCGCUGCAAAAUAGCAGCGACAUGAUUGCAUUUCACAUCGAUUGGUCGCGAAUAAGAAGAAUUGUCGUCGCCUACACGUAUCGUUUUAAUGUCGAAAAAAGAUCCCCUUGACCUUUUCCAACGUCAUCGCCGACUUUCUACGUAUUUUGUAAAAUCACUGUAUUUAUCAGCGUAGAACAGCAGCUUGAUAACGCAAUCGAGAUAUAUAUCAUAAAUCGUGCGGGUAUAAAUGAGCCAUGCGGAAAAGUGCGAAUAUUAUUAAUACAUCGACGUGCGCUUUUAUUUUCUCGUGAA